This is a messenger RNA of Chaetomium fimeti, 1797 nucleotides long. RefSeq names its product fibronectin. The transcript has 5 exons. Lineage: Eukaryota; Fungi; Ascomycota; Sordariomycetes; Sordariales; Chaetomiaceae. The coding region runs from base 182 to 1453 and encodes 423 amino acids. The record is from RefSeq and is a predicted model, not a curated record.
GGAAAUUCCGCCCCCGACGAUUUCCGGUUAGGGAAUGAAUUCGCAAUGCUCCGUGAUUCUCUCCAACCCCGUAAACAGUAUACAGUACUGAAGCCCUACAAAACUCGGCGAUGGGACCAAGCUCCUCUUGAGCUGGUUUCUCGGCUUCUAUCAUCAUCCGUUGUACGAUUAGUUUCCCACGAUGGGACCCUUCGCUCUGAAUCUCCUUGUCGUUGCCGCUCUUGUGUGCGGUGAGGCCGCUGCCCAGCUUCUUGCGUUCCCGGGUGCCGAGGGUCUUGGUCGCCACGCGACUGGAGGCCGUACAGGCCAAGUUUACAAAGUAACUAACCUCAAUGAUGCCGGCCCUGGAUCCCUACGGGAUGCUGUGUCGCAGGCCAACCGCAUCGUCGUCUUUUCGGUCGGUGGAGUGAUCAAUAUCAGCUCCCGUAUCGUCGUUUCAAAAAGCAUAUACAUUGCCGGCCAAACCGCUCCAGGAGAUGGUAUCACAGUCUACGGCGACGGCUUCUCCUGGUCCAACGCGCACAACUCCAUCACCCGGUAUAUCCGCAUCCGGAUGGGCAAAGGCGGCCAAUCUGGCAAGGAUGCCAUCACUAUUGCCGAGGGUCACACUAUGAUAUUCGACCAUGUCAGCGUUUCAUGGGGCCGAGACGAGACGUUUUCCAUUAGCGGAACCACCGCAAAUAUUACUGUCCAGGAUACCAUCAUCGCCCAGGGACUCGAGACCCAUUCUUGUGGUGGCCUCAUGGAGACCGACGGCGGCAUCAGUCUUUUCCGCAAUUUGUACAUUGACAACAAAACCCGCAACCCGAAGGUUAAGGGCGUUAACGACUUCCAGAACAAUGUCAUCUACAACUGGGGUGGUGGUGGUGGGUACAUUGCUGGUGAUAGCGCUGGUGCAAGCUACGCCAACAUUAUCAACAACUACUUUAUUUCGGGUCCAAGCACGGAUGUGACCGCUUUCACACGCGGCAAUGCAAACUUUCGUGGAUACGUGUCGAACAACUUCUACGAUUCCAACAAGGACGGUACUCUGGACGGCACCGCUCUCUGCGUCUCAACGACCUGCUACUCGAACAUGGCAAUCCAGAGCAGCAAGUUCAACUACCCUGGCCCUGCCAACGUGCUGUCCCCCGCUGCAGCCGUAGACCACGUCAUAGCUCGCGUUGGCUGCUCGAGGCCCGUCCGUGACGGGGUUGACACGACGCUCAUCAACCAGCUGAGGAGCUGGGGAAAGUCCGGGGCUCUCAUCAAUGACGAGUCGAGCAUGGGCGGUCCGGGCACCAUUCGUGGCGGGACGGCGCCUGACGACGCGGAUGGGGACGGCAUCCCAGAUGCUUGGGAACGAUCCAGUGGCCUGGACGCCAACGAUGCCAGUGAUGCGAUGCGCAUCUCGGGUAGUGGGUAUACUAACCUUGAGCUGUACGUCAACUCGCUCGUGCCAGGCACAUAUUAGAGGAAGGGGUUGGUGGGAUUAGUAAGAGAGUAUAUGUAAUUAACGAAUUCUCAGCUUUCUGGGUUAAAAUAAAAAGCUUUGAUGGCUUCAACGUGAGUGAUGUACAGACAAGGCUGUGACCUCGGCCGGAGCCAACUACCUAGGUACCAGGUACCUUACCUACGUAGGAGUGAACUAUUUUUCCGGGCACACGAGCUCCCAAUAUCUCCAAUACCUACUACGCCGAACCAAAUCCCAGAGAACACAAAGUUGACCAAAGCAGGUUCAAGAUUAAUCUGCUCGUCUUCGUUUAUCAAAGCUUCGUCGAGUUCAAGUAAAGGUGGGACAACCUCAAGGUGGCUCAG